Messenger RNA from Olea europaea var. sylvestris, 2012 nucleotides. Its product is annotated as D-2-hydroxyglutarate dehydrogenase, mitochondrial. The record is from RefSeq and is a predicted model, not a curated record. Gene Ontology annotation, molecular function: FAD binding; catalytic activity. NCBI's taxonomy places the organism in Eukaryota, Viridiplantae, Streptophyta, Magnoliopsida, Lamiales, Oleaceae. Gene Ontology annotation, cellular component: mitochondrion. The coding region runs from base 62 to 1717 and encodes 551 amino acids. The transcript is spliced from 16 exons.
GUCUCUUAAGUGAGAGUUGAGUCGUGCUACAGAAUCAGUUUAACGAGGAGAUAGAUCAAUAAUGGAGAAAUGGAGAGUAACUUAUAGUCUGCUCAAAUACUCGUCCAACUUUGAUCGCCGAUCGAAUUAUUCAUUCACUUCAGGUGUUAGAUAUUUUUAUGGUAGAAGUUAUAUACCUUUCAACAAGAAGUUUCGAGGCAAUGUUAAUGGGGCUUCGGGUUCUUUACCAAGUGUCAAUGGGAAUAGUUAUGCAGUUCAGCUUAGAUAUCUUGCUUCUGUGGCAUCAACUACUCAGAGGAACCCAGAUUUUUCACAAAUUAAUAUGGAUGAUAUAAGCUAUUUUAAGAAGAUCCUGGGAGAAAGAGGCGUAGUUCAGGACGAAGAGAAGUUGGAUGAUGCAAACACGGAUUGGAUGAGGAAAUACAAAGGUUCAAGUAAGCUUAUGCUCCAACCUAGGACCACCGAGGAGGUUUCUCAGAUUCUUAAAUAUUGCAAUUCCAGGUGCCUGGCUGUUGUACCUCAAGGUGGAAAUACAGGUCUUGUGGGAGGAAGUGUACCUGUUUUUGAUGAGGUAAUCAUCAAUGUUGGUUCCAUGAAUAACAUCCUUUCUUUUGACAAGGUUAGCGGUAUACUGGUAUGUGAAGCAGGAUGCAUUUUGGAAAACCUGAUUUCUUUUUUGGAUAACCAAGGAUUUAUUAUGCCACUGGACUUGGGUGCUAAAGGAAGCUGUCAAAUUGGGGGAAAUGUUUCAACUAAUGCUGGUGGUCUCCGCCUUAUCCGAUAUGGAUCACUUCAUGGAAGUGUACUUGGUCUUGAAGCUGUUUUAGCAAAUGGUACUGUUCUAGACAUGCUUGCCUCUUUGCGCAAAGACAAUACUGGAUAUGACUUGAAGCAUUUAUUCAUCGGGAGUGAGGGCUCUUUGGGAAUUGUGACAAAGGUUUCCAUACUUACCCCACCAAAGUUGUCAUCUGUAAAUCUAGCUUUUCUUGCUUGCGAAGAUUAUGCUAGCUGCCAGAAACUUUUAUUGGAAGCCAAGAGAAAGCUUGGGGAAAUUCUUUCUGCAUUUGAAUUUUUGGAUGUGAAUGCUAUGAAUUUGGUUUUGAAACACUUAGAUGGUCUUCGUGAUCCAUUAUCCUCAAUGCAUAACUUCUAUGUUCUCAUUGAGACCACUGGCAGCAUGGAGUCUCAUGACAAAGAGAAGCUUGAAGCCUUCCUUCUUCAGUCUAUGGAUAGUGGCUUAGUAACUGAUGGAGUUCUAGCCCAAGAUAUUAAUCAAACAUCAUCAUUUUGGCAUAUCCGUGAGGGUGUACCUGAAGCAUUGAUGAAAGCUGGGGCUGUAUAUAAAUAUGAUUUGUCUCUGCCUCCUGAAAAAAUGUAUGAGCUUGUUGAGGAAAUGCGCACACGUCUUGGUUCUGCAGCAAAUGUAGUGGCAUAUGGUCACCUUGGGGAUGGAAACCUACAUCUCAAUAUUUCAGCGCCGCAAUACACUGAUAGUAUAUUAUCAAAGAUUGAACCCUUUGUCUAUGAGUGGACAUCUAAGCACCGUGGGAGCAUCAGUGCUGAACACGGCCUUGGGUUGAUGAAAGCUGACAAAAUUCAUUACAGCAAAUCUCCUGAAUCUGUUCAACUAAUGGCUGAAAUUAAGAAGCUAAUUGACCCCAACAGGAUUCUCAACCCUUAUAAAGUUCUUCCAUCCUCUGUUUUGUCCCAAAGUUGAGAUGGCCCAGAAAGAGAAGAAUGUUCACGGGUAUAGAAGACAAUUUGAGACAAUACGCGUUUGGAAUCUGUAAUUGGAUCAGAAUGUGAAUUCGAGUAGCAUUUUCUAAGCCUUAAAAAUAUGUAUCAUAUAAUGUAGGAAACACUUCGCUCGUAACUGCUUAUAAAUUGUUUCAUAAAAUUGUGCCAUCAAAUUCUGUACCAGAAUAUUCAGAGUGAUUCACUACAUUGUCUGAAUAAUUAACAAAUCAUAAAUAGAUUCAGGCAACUUAAAGUACCAAGCAUCUAUUUCUUUA